CGAAACUGAACUACGGUUAGUUCUUUGACGGCUGGUUCUUUGAUCGGUACUUUCUGAGUGAGCGCCAUUCUAUGUGAUCGAGGAUACGAUCUAGUUUACUGACCGGCUCGCGAUAUUUAUUUUGGAUUUUUUUUUCCUUCAUAUUGUUAUGAUUGGGCUUGCAUAAGAGAUCAUUAAGACGGGAUGAUGGAAUUCUCAAGCGUCCGCCUUCUGCAAACGUUCUACGUCGUGAUUGCAGUAGUUGCGGUUAAUGCAGACGUUCAUGACCCUGAAUCUUGGCAACCGCUGUUGCACGGCGAUUACUUUAACGGACCCACAAAACCGCCCUUCGGGAACGACGGAUUUGGAUUACUAGGAGGAGGAUAUCCAGAUGAAGAAGUCCCAAACAACAACGACCAAUGCUCACUGUACAAAGUAGGAUUUUUGCAAGAUUUGUAUUUCCAAUACAUCCAGUACAAGACUGACAUACCAGACUUGAAAGAAUUCACUUUGUGUUACUGGUCCAGGUUUGCCAACCAUUCAAACGAUCAUCCAAUAUUUUCAUAUGCUGUGGACGGACAGCCGAGGGCUAUCUACUCCUGGAUCUCGAAUACGGACCGUUCCAGUUAUUUCAGCAUGAACAUCGAGGGACAUACGUUUUAUCGUCUUAACUAUCCUCUGAGGCUGAACAGAUGGUAUCACACUUGUCAGAGCUGGAAUGGCAAGACCGGAGAAUGGCAAAUUUGGGUCAACGCCGAAAGAGUUGGUCGAGGAUUUCAUAAUCGGCUAGUUGGUCAUGUGGUUCCAUCAGGAGGUAUCGCCAUAACCGGACAAGGACAGAACCAAUUAGGCGGUGGUUUCCAAGAAGGACAAAGUGCUCCAAAAGGUUCAGGUGGCAUGCUUGGAGAAGUCACCAUGGUCCAACUCUACAGCGUAGCUCUAACAGCUGGCAAAGCGCACAAAGAUCAUAAACACCAUCACGCUCAUCAAUUCGAUCACAACGGUAAUAUGAUCACUACUCCAGCCCCCACUACCACCCCAAGAUCAACUUUACCAAGCCAUCCGCUUCUAACCGGAGGUCAACUCAAUAGAAAUACCAGAAUAAAUUUUGCUGGACAACAACCUCAAGUGAUCCAAGGACAAGAAUAUAGCGUUGGUUAUGCUAAUGGUCAGUUAGUUGGAGGACUAGUGACUCAGCAGCUCACAAAAGGAAAUCAACAAGCUCAGUUGGUGCCCCAAGCACAACAAAGUUCACCUCAAUUACCUCAGCAAGAGUUUCAAUUUGUACCUCAGCAGCCACAAUUACCUCAACAAUCAUUCCAGUUCGUACCACAGGGACAACAAAGUUUACCGCAACAACAAUUGUUGCCUUAUGGGGCUGGCAGUUUUGGAACCCAAUCAAUUAGCUUAAGGAACUCUGGUUUUGGAAGCAGAGUAAGAAGUAGCGUAUUAGGUAAUCCUGCUAAUGUGCAGUACAUUGAUAGUAGCUAUGAUGAAGGGCAUUCACUAUACAAAAGGCAAAAUAAAGAAACAGCAGCAGGUGCGAAUACUGAACCGAAGUUUGGAGAUAAAAUAGUCACGAAACGCGAAAGUAAACAAAAAAAGAGGGAACUAUUUGUAGCUGGAGGUACCAUUUUUGAUGAUGGUUUAGGACAAGGACCUUCUAUAGGUAGCUCUAACAAUCAACAAAGUCUCUUAUACGGUUUAGCCGGUAUUGGCGACAACCAACCAAUCCUCAAACAACAAAAACAGAAUGACGAACGGGAGCCAGCCGAAGCAGAAGUGAAGGCAGUAAUGAAUAUUUGUACAGGAUGUGACGAAGAACCGUUUGACAAGGCUUUAGUGUUCGGUUGGAGAACAGUACCCAAAAAGUUGUUCUCUGGUGCUCUUUAUAUCCCCGCGGUUCCACAGUGUAGAGUGUUUUGAUUGUGUUUUAGCUUAAUUAUCGAAAAGACCUGUAAAUAAGUAGUGAAGUAGCGAAUAAGUAGUAAAAAAAAUUCAUCGUCAUUUUGCCAUCACAAUUACCAAGUAAAUACUGUCAUAAUAUUUAUAAUUUUGUAUGUAAUUUUUUUUACGAAACUAAAAGUAUUAAAAUAAGUAUAGCAAAAUAUUCAAUUUUAAUUUUCAUUCAAGAUAUUAACAAUAUUUAAGUCCCAUUUAUCAAGUUAACAGAAUAUAUUAAGGCAUAUAUUGUCCGUCGUUUUCAAUCUGACACUUUCCGUAUGAUGCGCGAGGGGGUGAAGCAUAUGGCAAAAACAGGUGUAACGUCAGGUGACCAUUGGCGUUCUAAUGUAGGGUGCCACCAGUUUACAUUCCUUUGGAGUAUCAGAUUAAAAUCGACGGACUUUACAUGAUAAUUUGAAAACAUCCAGGUACAAGAUGAUCUCUCAUUUUCCAGGAUUCUGCUCUACUCUAACCGAGACUCUAACUCAAAAAAAAAACAUUCGCCAUUGAGUUUACAACCUUAUGCAGCAAAAAAGUUAGUUGUUAUAUUGAGCUGAUCUUUCGGAGACUUACUUUAAGUUUUUAACAUGUUCGUGUAGAGAUGUUGGAAAUAUAAUUAUGUCAUCCAUAUAUAUAUACCAUAUUUUAUUAUGUAAUCCAGACAAUAGAUUCUCCAUUGCUCUUUGAAAUGUUGCUGGUGCAUUUUUCAAACCAAAUGGCAUUCUUCGAAUUUCGAAAUGACCAUUUUCAACAUUAAAAGCCGUUUUUGACAUAGAAUCAGGAUGAAUUUUUACUUACAUUGAACAGAUACUGGUAAAUUAUAACGAUACGUUCCCGAAUUAAAAUUUAUUAUCAUGACUAUUAUUCACAGUUCUACGAGUUAAGCGAGAAAAUCAAUUCUGUUUCAUUGUUUCGCCGGAAAUUGAAAUUCUCAAAUGUCAGUACUGGUCCGGAAGUUAGUUUAAUUGGGAAAUUAAAUUUUAAUUACGGCAAAUUCGCCUAGUUGUCUUUUGUUAGUUGGAAGAUUUUUUUCAAAUUACAUUUAUUUAACAACUAAAAUUUUUCACGUCCAAUCAUUUUAUCAAACUCGAAACUGUAUAUAAUUGGUUCAUUAUAAAAUAAAUUCAAAAACGGAGUAUUAUUAUUGAAGUUGAUAUUCCGCUGAUUUGGAUGAGAGAUCCAAAUCUAAUUUGCUGCAACUGAAAUUGAAUUUCUUUAGAAGAAAAUGCGCUGGAUUCAAAUAAAUUACGAUCCUAAGCUGAUGGCUGACGACGUGAUCGACGUUUUAAUUGGAACCGGGUUUAAACCUAACUAAAUUUAAUUGAAAUUAAAGAUUGAUUUUUUUUUUCGGAAAAUGUUUAGCAUACUUAUUCAUUAAGCUAUUUUCGAUUUAGUAGAAAAUAUAAAGUUUGUCCAAAGAUAAAUUCAUUAUACUUUCAGGGACGUAAAAUGAAUAUCUAACGUUUAAAAAGCACUUCGAAAGAUAAUUUACAAAACCAAAUACGUACCGAAGAAAUCACUUAGGGCUGGGGGUUGCUUUAAAAAUCUCUGAAGGCCUUCAAAAUCCAUUAGGGGUGUACUUUACCAACAGAAAUUAAAUUAGAAUAUUUCUUUUGAUAUUGCGAAACUUUUUAAAUUCGAAUUAAAUUUUAUCGUAGGACUAUUUUAUACUGUUUUUUGUUGUCUUCGAAUCGAUAUUAUAUACGUCAGUGGUCUUUUUCUGCAAUCAUAUUUUUGAGAGUAGUGAUUUCAUUUAUCAGGUAGCUUAUUGAGCCUGCCUGGAAUUGUUUUCGUUCAAUUUUCUUAGUUUUGUUCAUUACUUCAAUUAUUUUGUAUCAACCAGCUUUGCACUUUUCCUUGAGAAUAUAUUCAACUAUUCACUAUAGGUUUCUUGCAUGAAUUUUUUUUAUUUGCUUAUUGGAAAGAGGAGUCGAAAUUAAGCUCAACUAAGGUUAAGUGGGGUAAGUGGGUUUCUGGGGUAAGUGAGUAUAUGAGCUAUAAAAAUUUCAAAAAGUAACUUUCGAUAUCCGCAACUUCACAGAAUGUUUUUCAGACCUUCUCUGAGCCACAGAAUUUUUUAUGUAACUACCCAAUUUUUUUGCAGGUGUAUUCGUAUUAAUUUUAAAACACCCUUCAAUUUAUCUCACAUACAAACUUUGGUCUAAAAUUUAAAAAAAUUCAUAUCUUCGUUAUUCGUAAUUUUAGCGCGGCGAUAAUUACAUUCCCAUAACUGUAAUAAGUAAUGAUAUCUUUUAUAUGUUUUUCAGAUUUUUCGAUUGCAGGAUACAAAUUUUGGAGUCAGAG
Messenger RNA from Ceutorhynchus assimilis (cabbage seed weevil), 4227 nucleotides. The record is from the annotation of a GenBank genome assembly. NCBI's taxonomy places the organism in Eukaryota, Metazoa, Arthropoda, Insecta, Coleoptera, Curculionidae.